This is a messenger RNA of Striga hermonthica, 702 nucleotides long. Lineage: Eukaryota; Viridiplantae; Streptophyta; Magnoliopsida; Lamiales; Orobanchaceae. The record is from the annotation of a GenBank genome assembly.
AUGAAAGCCGGUUGUGGAGUCGUUUUGGGAGUUCCACGCGCCGCCGCGUUUCCCGCAGCUCUCUUCAAGCGCCGACGAAUCUCUAUCCGGUGCUGCUCUUUAUCUUUUCCUGAACACUCAUUAUUUAUAAAUGAUGUGGCCGCCACACGGCCGCCGGAGCAUUUGAAUCAUCUUCUCAAAGUGCUUCAGCUUAGAGACGAACAGAUUAUUUCUCCUGGAGCCAAGCAAGGGUUGCUUCCUCUUGUUGUCCCUCUAUCCAAGAAUAAUUCAGGUUCAGUAACUGCAUUGUUAAGAUGGCCAACUGCUGCCACUGGGAUGGAGAUGCCCGUAGUAGAGGUUCGCAAGUAUGGAGUGUGGCUUUUGGCUAAGAAUGUCGAGCAGUAUAUCAACAGAAUAUUAGUAGAAGAAGAUGUCAAGAACUCUAAAGAAAGAAACGAUGAGCUGUUUCAUGUUUCAUCUGAUGCUGUGAAUAAGUUCUAUGAGAAGGGCGAUUUUGUUGCAUCUCAGUUGUCAAGCAUAGAGAGCUACCUUUUGAAGAAGGUGGGUUUGUUUCCAGACAUACUAGAACGCAAAGUUAAGCAGCAUUUUGACAAAGGAGACCAUGUUUCAGCUAUGGUGACUGGGGAAUUCUACACUAAGAGGGAGCACUUUCCGGGAUUUGGGCGUCCCUUUGUCUUUAACGCAGAAGUUUUGUUGAAGUAG